Microplitis mediator is the source of this 2124-nucleotide messenger RNA. Its product is annotated as glutamate receptor 1-like. Gene Ontology annotation, cellular component: membrane. Gene Ontology annotation, molecular function: ligand-gated monoatomic ion channel activity. Lineage: Eukaryota; Metazoa; Arthropoda; Insecta; Hymenoptera; Braconidae. The record is from RefSeq and is a predicted model, not a curated record. The transcript is spliced from 9 exons. Bases 1 to 2076 code for a protein of 691 amino acids.
AUGACGUACAUACGACCUUUGAUACAAUGCUUGAGUCAACAAGGAAUAAGUGUUUCAUUUCAGUCAUCAAACAAUCCAAAAUUACCUGAAGCAUUGCAAAUAAAUAUACAUCGUGUUGGUGCUAUUGUUUUACUCGAUAGCAUUAAUAAUACUUCACCUGACAAUGUAUUAAAAGCUGCUUCCGCAAAACGAUUAUUCGAUUAUUAUGUAUCGUGGUUAUUAAUAGCAUCGAGACCUGAUGAUAUAUCAAUAGAUACACGUCUCCGUAAUCUGACAAUCGGUAUCAAUACAGAAGUUAUAGUUGCGACGUCUUACUAUUCAAAUUAUAAUCAAAGUGACCCAACAAAAUUUUAUAUAAAUAAAACAUGUCAUUCACUGCAUAAUUAUGUUAAAAAAUACAAAUACAAUGAUGUUGAAAUUAAUGAAGAUAUUAAUGAAAAUGUAACAAAAAAUCUCCAUUAUUCUCAACGCGAAAAUACGAGUGUGUGUUUUUACAUUGUUCAUAUUUACAAAAUUAGAAUAACAGACAAUUCUAGUCUUAUUGUAGAUCCUCUGGGGUCAUGGAAUCCUGGUGAAUUAAUGCUUAAGCUUCCGGUGGAUGUCGUGUUACGAAAUAAUUUCAACCGGUUGCCACUUAUAGUUGGCAUACUAAAUGGUACAAAUGAAGACCAGGAUGAAGAGAAUUCGUCAUAUGAUGAGCAGACGACUGAAGAUCGUCCGUUAAAUGAUUUCAUAAAUUUUUUAACCAGCAAUUUAAAUGCUAGUUUAGAGACAGUACUGCACGAAAAAGUCGGAACGAUUACAAACAAAGUUUGGAGUAAUCUUCUUGGCGAUGUUUACAACGGUUAUGUUGAUAUUGGUCUUGGAUACAUCACUGUCAAUGAUGAACGGCGACGGGAUAUGUGUUUUUCACACCCUUUAAUACGAUAUACAAGAAAUAUUUACAUCCGUCCACCGGAAUCCGGAUUCAUGCGCGAUAUUUUUCUUCAGCCUUUUAACAACCGGCUUUUGCUCUGUGUUGCAUUCGUUCAUAUUGUAAUAAUUCUUACUAUCAGUCUAAUAAAUUACAUUACGCGAAAUGUUUUUCGUUACUCCGGAAGAAAAACAACUUUUGGUGAAGCUACACUUUGGUGCACUGGGAUUAUGUGUAUGCAAGGUACACCAUGGAGACCGAAAACUCUAUCAGGCAAAAUGGCACUAUUAGCUAGUCUAACUUUUGCAUUAGUUAUGUACAAUGCGUACGCUGGAUUCAUAACUUCAAUAUUAUCUGUCCAAGCGACUGGUAUUAAAACACUUGAAGAUUUGCUGCAAAAUAAUUUCAAAGUUGGAUACAGUGAUCUCGAUGACGAAUUUAUGAGAAAUACCAACGACAGUAAUUUAAGGCUGUUGUAUAUAAAAGCGUUCAAUGGCCGUGAAUCACGUAUUGAUACAACUCAAGGUCUCCAGAAAGCCGUGAAAGGUGGCUAUGGAUUUUUUGCAAGUGCAACACUGGCUAGAAGAACUCUCAGGACAUCAUUAAUACAGGAACGAUGUUCAUUAAAAGAAAUUGAAGUUGGACAAACAUUUACUAUUGUCGCUUUACCCAUGGAAAAAUUUAGUCCUUAUGAAAAAAUAAUUAAUCUUAGCAUUUUAAGAAUGCGGGAACGUGGUGUUAUUGACAGAAUUGGUGAUCGCAUGUUACCUAACAUGCCUAAAUGUCGCGACCCAACAACAUUCCACAGCGCAAGAAUAGCUGAUGUUUACUCGGCUUUCAUAAUACUUGCUAUUGGUAUCGUAACCGCCGUUUGUAUUGGACUCGCCGAACGUAUGUGGAGCAAAAGAAAAAAGUUCAAAAAUAAAUUAAUUAUGAUCAUUGACAUUUACUUGAAAAAAAAAGACACAAAAAUUAAAAACAGUAAAGAUAAAUCGAACGAUAAUGUGCUUAGUGAUUAUUUAAAUAAUGAUUAUUAUAGUUUUCAUUUCGGAGCUUAUAAACACCGCUUAGGCUAUUCACCGAAAUUAUUGAGGGAAAGGAAAGUAAAUGAUGACGACAAACAGUUGCAGAAAAAACAAAUUAUUUUUCCUUUUAAUAAUUAAAUAUAUUAGUUAAUUAUAAAGUAUACAUUUGGAAAAAAAUGUCCAUAG